GACCGUAUCAGUUACGAUUGUCCCGUGACAGUGGAUACUCCAGGUGCGAAUGAAUCAGGGUGUCCUUGCAGAUAUAUAGAGCGUAUUUCACAACAUACAUUCACUUCGCCAUUAACACAUUAUGGAAAAACAAGAACCAAUUCCUUCCGAUGCUCCGCCCUCUUACGAUAACCAAGGAGGAGCGGCAACGAGCAGCUACCCACCUAUGGCCUACCCUGCCCAGGGCUACCCUGCCCAAGGCUACGCUGCUCAGAGCUACCCUGCUCAGAAUCAGUAUGGAAUGCAGCAACAAAACGUGGUGGUCACACAACCCUAUCCUAACACGAUGAUGGUAAAUGGUCCCGUCCCCGACUACAUGGGACUCGCCUUAUUUGCGACAAUCUGUUGCUGCUGGCCGCUGGGAAUUGUCGCCAUUCUACGGGCACAAGAAGCAAGACGGGCGGCAGAGAGAGGUGACCCGAUGAACGGACACCAGCUGGCUGGUUCGUCCAAACGUCUGUCCAUCAUCGCCAUCGCCUGUGGAGUUCUAUUUCUCAUCCCAGCGAUAGGCGUACUCAUCUGGUACUUUACCGCAGUAUACAGCGUGUGUUACGGAUCCUACUGUUGAUAAACAAUCACAAUAUACAGCAUGUUACGGCCAUUAAUGUUGAUAAACAGUCACAAUAUACAACAUGUUACGGCCAUUAAUGUUGAUAAACAAUCAUAAUAUACUGCUUGUUACAGCUACAACUGUUGAUAAACAAUAACAAUAUACUGCAUGUUACGGCCAAUACUGUUGAUUAACAAUCACAAUAUACUGUAUGUUGCGGCUACUACUGUUGAUUAACAAUCACAAUAUACUGCAUGUUACGGCUACUACUAUUGAUAAACAAUCACAAUAUACUGUAUGUUACGGCUACUACUAUUGAUAUACAAUCACAACAUACUGUAUGUUACGGCUACUACUGUUGAUAAACAAUCACUAUAUACUGUAUGUUGCAGCUACUACUAUUGAUAAACAAUUACUUUAUACUGAAUGUUACGGCUACUACUGUUGAUAAACAAUCACUAUAUACUGUAUGCUUCGGCUACUACUAUUGAUAAACAAUCACAAUAUACUGUAUGUUACGGCCAUUACUGUUGAUAAACAAUCACAAUAUACUGUAUGUUACGACUACUACUGUUGAUAAACAAUCACAAUAUACUGUAUGCUUCGGCUACUACUGUUGAUUGACAGUCACAAUAUACUGUAUGCUUCGGCUACUACUGUUGAUUAACAAUCACAAUAUACUGUAUGUUGCGGCUACUACUGUUGAUUAACAAUCACUAUAUACUGUAUGUUACGGCUACUACUAUUGAUAAACAAUCACUAUAUACUGUAUGUUGCGGCUACUACUAUUGAUAAACAAUUACUUUAUACUGAAUGUUACGGCUAUUACUGUUGAUUAACAAUCACUAUAUACUGUAUGCUUCGGCUACUACUAUUGACAAAUAAUCACAGUAUACUGUAUGUUACGGCCAUUACUGUUGAUAAACAAUCACAAUAUACUGUAUGUUACGACUACUACUAUUGAUAAACAAUCACAAUAUACUGUAUGUUACGGCCAUUACUGUUGAUAAACAAUCACAAUAUACUGUAUGUUACGGCUACUAGUAUUGAUAAACAAUCACUUUAUACUGUAUGUUACGGCUACUACUAUUGAUAAACAAUCACUAUCUACUGUAUGUUGCAGCUACUACUAUUGAUAAACAUCACUUUAUACUGUAUGUUACGACUACUACUGUUGAUAAACAAUCACAAUAUACUGUAUGCUGCGGCUACUACUAUUGAUAAACAAUCACAAUAUACUGUAUGUUACGGCUACUACUAUUGAUAAACAAUCACAAUAUACUGUAUGUUACGGCUACUACUGUUGAUUAACAAUCACAAUAUACUGUAUGUUACGGCUACUACUAUUGAUAAACAAUCACAAUAUACUGUAUGUUACGGCUACUACUGUUGAUUAUCAAUCACAAUAUACUGCAUGUUACGGCUACUAAUGAUGAUAAACAGAGACUAUAUGCCGUGUUGUUACUUGUUGUAGCACUUAGUCCAGUUUAGGAUAUACAUGUUGUUCUAAAAUUAUAAGAAAUUAUUACAAAAUUUGACAUUCA
Messenger RNA from Gigantopelta aegis, 2133 nucleotides. Its product is annotated as cysteine-rich and transmembrane domain-containing protein WIH2-like. The transcript has 4 exons. The coding region runs from base 122 to 607 and encodes 161 amino acids. NCBI's taxonomy places the organism in Eukaryota, Metazoa, Mollusca, Gastropoda, Neomphalida, Peltospiridae. The record is from RefSeq and is a predicted model, not a curated record. Gene Ontology annotation, cellular component: membrane.